Molecule: messenger RNA, 1466 nt
Organism: Cydia amplana
Lineage: Eukaryota; Metazoa; Arthropoda; Insecta; Lepidoptera; Tortricidae
Exons: 1
Coding region: 73-1434 (453 amino acids)
Biological process (GO): protein localization to plasma membrane; GPI anchor biosynthetic process
Cellular component (GO): membrane; endoplasmic reticulum
Molecular function (GO): glucosaminyl-phosphatidylinositol O-acyltransferase activity
Source: RefSeq, a predicted model, not a curated record
CACCGUGUCAUUAAGACGUGAAAUAUUCGAAUAAUAUUUACAACAAGACCCAUCUAGUGCAAGUUUAUUAAAAUGGCGCAAUUAUCCAUAAGUGAAGUGGAAAAGUUGAACAAUGUUGAAUACAAACAAUACCACGAGUUGUUUAUGCAGAACAAUCACGGAUCUACAGCGCUUCAUACAUGCUUCAGUAUAUUCUUCACCAUCCAGUGCUCUUUAUAUUGCUGUAUUGGACAUCGACGGGCGGGUUGGCAGCAAUAUUUAUUGGAGUUUUCCGUCAUAGUUUUACCUCUUAUCGCUGUACACACUAUACUUGCAGAUUAUCUCCUACAUUUAAACCUUAUUAUUUUCUUUGUGUUAUUACUUGAAUAUGUAAAGAACUAUUCUAAAAUUUAUAUUGUAAGGUCAUUUACAAAAUUAAAUAGUUUUGGUACACAAUAUUUACAUUUAGUGAGUAUCAUCAGAGCUCUGACAUACCUUAUAACUGUUUUAUGUAUUUUGGCUGUUGAUUUUAAAUGUUUUCCAAGAUAUUUAGCAAAGACUGAGCGCUUUGGUUAUAGUUUAAUGGAUACUGGGGUAGGAUUAUUUGUGUUAAUAAGUGGUAUAGUGCAUAAAGAUUUGAAAAAAGAUAACCUAAAGAGUAUUGUUUAUGGAAAUGCUGUGUUAAUUUCAGUUUUAUUAUUACUAGGUGUUGUUAGGUUUUGGUCGGUAAAACAAUUAGAUUAUCAAGAACAUGUGACGGAAUAUGGAGUCCAUUGGAACUUUUUUUUUACUUUAGCCGUUUGUAAAUUUAUAUCAACAGUUCUUUUGUUUUGCUCAAACAGAGCGUUAUUGUUCAGUAUACUGACAGUAUUUGUACAUGAAGUAUUAUUAUGGUAUAGUUUACAAGAUUGGGUAUUUAGUGACGAACCCCGCAGUUCCUUGCUAUCUGCCAAUCGUGAGGGCAUAUCAUCCUGCCUCGGCUAUGUCUCAAUGUAUUUAUUCGCCGCACAUUUAAAGACUGAGCUUAACAAUAGGACUGUCACAAGAUUAAGGUUACUAUGUAAAAUGGUUUUAGGGUCUAUUUUACUUUGGGCUAUAUCCCAAAUGAUUCAUUUAUACCGGCCUGCAUCAAGAACUUUAGCGAAUGCAGGUUACUGUUUAUAUCUAGAGGCAGUUUUCUUAAGUAUAAGCACCUUUAUGUACAUUAUUGAGGUGUUGUUCCAAAAUCCAGAAAAUAAAUUGUACUUUGAUUUGCCGGAGAUUCUGUGUAUUGUAAAUUGGAAUGGAUUGAUAUAUUUCCUUGUAGGUAACUUAGCAACAGGAAUGAUUAAUUUAAGUAUGAGAACACUUCUUGUGUCUACAAGUAGUGCAAUUGUUAUUUUUGUACUGUAUAUGACAUUUUUGCUAAUAAUUACUAGCUGUAUUCAAUCAUUAUUUAAACAAUUGAAGAAUUGAUGAGGGAUAAUAUAAACGAAUUGUAAAUUAAA